Messenger RNA from Vitis vinifera (wine grape), 1781 nucleotides. RefSeq names its product sodium/calcium exchanger NCL. The record is from RefSeq and is a predicted model, not a curated record. The transcript has 7 exons. Gene Ontology annotation, cellular component: membrane. Gene Ontology annotation, biological process: calcium ion transmembrane transport; intracellular calcium ion homeostasis. Gene Ontology annotation, molecular function: calcium:proton antiporter activity; calcium ion binding. Bases 27 to 1646 code for a protein of 539 amino acids. Lineage: Eukaryota; Viridiplantae; Streptophyta; Magnoliopsida; Vitales; Vitaceae.
UUCUGGUCACAAAGCCAAGCUCAAACAUGGGAAAGAAACAUGCAUUACUUCUUCUACAAUUGCUUCUUCUCCUGCAAGUGAACCCUGGGAAUUGUCGAUAUAUUGCACCUAAAUACUCUUCCUCUGGACAGGUCUCUAAUGGAGGUGGAGAGGUUCAGCAACCAGCUUUUGUUGUUUUUGAGCACCGGCCUUCACCAUAUAGCUGUAAACAGACACAUGGGGUCAUGCCAUGCACCACCACUGUGUUUGGAAAUGUAUUCCUUAUCCUGGUUUAUGGUUACUUGAUGUUCUUUGCAGCCAGGCUUUUGUAUGAUGGAAGUGAGAUUCUGGUGGAACUUCUAAGUCCUGGGAUUACUGGUGGAGUUUUUCUACCUCUGCUCAGCUCUCUUCCUGAUGCUAUUAUCAUCCUUGCAUCCAGACUAUGUGGAAACAAGGAUACUGCUUCAAGCCAGGUGUCAGCUGGGAGUGCUUUGCUGGGUGGAUCAACUGCCAUGCUUCUAACAUUGCUAGGAGGGUGCUGCAUCAUAGUUGGCAAGUGUGAUCUUGAAAAUUUGAGGGCAAAACCUGUGGAGAAAAAUGCCAGAGGAUUCAGCUUAGUCGGUUCAGCUGCUAGUACUGAUAUCAGGGCUAGCUAUACAGCAAGGAUCAUGGUUAUAUCUGUUAUGCCAUUCAUAAUAAUCCAACUAUCACAAGUUCUCCACACAACUUCACAAAUUUGCUUAGCAGUUUUGAUUUCCCUCAUUAUCUCUAUUUCUUUAUUGCUUGCAUAUUGCCUUCAUCAGGUCUUUCACCCUUCAGUUUUGAAAACAAGACUUACACAUGCAAAGGAUAAGCAUAUGAUGUCGAGAAUUGUAAAACAUUUGAAAUGUUGUACCCUGGGGAGGCUCUUAACAGCUAAUGGGGAACCUGAUAGAGAAGUGAUAAAAAAGUUAUUUGAGAUGAUUGGAGAGGAUUCAGAUCAGCAGCUUUCGGCUAGUGAGUUAAGAGCACUGAUAACAGGAAUCCAGAUUAAAGAAGAUUCAGAUAUUGAUGAGGCUGUUGGGAAAGUAUUGACAGAUUUUGAUGCAUGUGGGGAUUCCAAAAUUAACUUGGAUGCAUUUAUCAUAGGAAUCUCAAAAUGGUAUGAUAAGGCUAAGCAUUCAGCAGUUUGUUCAAGUGACAGUGAUUUCCAGACAAGAAUAAUUAUAGAUGACUUCAACACGCCCACAAGCAAAGGGAAUGAGCUUCUGGGGAUUCAGUUUUAUACGGCUGAGAAGAUUGAAAAUCCCAAAUGGAGUGCCUUCAAAGGAGUGUUUAUAUUGCUGUUGGGAACUCUUAUCGCUGCUACAUUUGUCGAUCCUCUUGUCAAUGCUGUUGGCAACUUCUACUCUGCUACAAACAUUCCUCCUUUCUUUGUCUCAUUCAUUGUUCUGCCUUUUGCUAGCUCAAGUGAAGCAGUGUCUGCUCUAAUCUUUGCCAGCCAAAAGAAAUUGAGGAUUGCUCCUUUAACAGUUUCAGAGAUUUAUGGGGCAGUAAACAUGAACAACCUCCUUUGCCUGUCAGUCUUCUUAGGCCUGCUUUAUUUUCGCCAUUUAACAUGGAACUUCACAUCUGAGGUGCUGAUUAUACUCAUUAUUUGGAGCUUUCUCCCAAAAGAAUAUGGAUAACCAAAAAAAAAAAAGACUGUCUAGAUUUUAGGUUGACUAGUGAUUAUUACUGUAAAUUAAUUUCUAGCAUCCUGUACACAUCUGUGACAUCAAAUUAGUGAAUCAUAAUACAAUUCAAAAUUUUCUUUGUUUUUU